This is a messenger RNA of Fonticula alba, 2065 nucleotides long. RefSeq lists its product as hypothetical. The transcript has 5 exons. NCBI's taxonomy places the organism in Eukaryota, Rotosphaerida, Fonticulaceae. Bases 96 to 1565 code for a protein of 489 amino acids. The record is from RefSeq and is a predicted model, not a curated record.
CCCCCCCCCCCCUGCCCCCAGCAUCGCAUGUGUUUCAAUUUCAGCCCUACCUUUCUGUUUUAGCGUAGGUAGCCUACCCUCAUUCCGAUAUCAAAAUGACUGGGCCCACAGGCGCCCCGCUAUUUGUCAAAAGUGAAAGUCUCACCCUCUACUCCCUUGGGGUGGUGAUUGCACGAGCUGAGGAGAAAGAGUAUUAUAAAGAGAUCCUUGACAGACUCAAGAAGGAUGACAAGAAUCGGCCAAAGCUUAUUGAGCUUUACAAAAUGUCACAUAACUUCGAUCCGAUUCGCAGGGCAAACGUCCUGGCCAUGGUCCACAUCUUCCUCAAAGACGACAAAGAUUUGGUCAACAGAUUUCUGGGAUACAAGCUGGCCGUUGUUGAUUUCGUCCAGGAUAUGCUAUCCAUUCUUGAAAAGGGCGUCCGCCCCUUCGAGAUGCAGGCCAUCUACUUUGCCCUGUACACGGUUGCGCCCUUCCUUGAUACCACUCACUACACCGUUAAGCACCUCCCUCAGCCCGCCCAAGCCACGGCUGGGACCUCUGGGUCGGGAAAGCCCCUCAAUACUUGGCCGAAAGAAAUUUACCUGCCGGAUGAAGCUGGGCUGCUCCGUUGUGUGAACAACCUCAAGACGGACCCAACCACCUCCUGGAGCAUGGGCGUGUGGAGCGAGGGACCCAAGAUCGAGGAUGUGGAGGACAAGCUUGUUUCUCUCAUCUUGACCAAAGAGAGGUGUGGUGUGACCUUCCGGAAGACAGAGGAGGGAGACUCAUUGUUUUGUCAUGGCCUGCGCAAUGUCAAGUAUUUGGCCGAGCAUCACUUCCUCUACCCCUCUCGGCCGAAGGUCCUUCCCAAAGUGCGGGAUAUUUCUGAUGAGUGUGCCAGGAAGGACUUCGACAAGAUCAUCCAGCAGCGCUAUGUGGCUUCUUUGGAACUUGUCAAGGCAGCUGAAGAGGAGAUGGUAGCAUAUGCUCGAGUUGCCAUUGUCAAUAUUCCAUCUGACAAAAUUGAGGCAUAUGAGAAGGUCCAAGCUCUGCAGGAAGCUUCUCUGUUCGAGUUCAAUUUCAAAUCCACUGAUUCAAAGAAUGCCUCGGAUUGUAUGACUAAGUUGCUGGCUUCUCGUCGAUACAACGAAUCAUUCAGCAAGCUGGUCAUCUUUAAUCAAGAUGAUCUGAUUGACGGUCUGCGUAAACAGUUGAGUAUUCUGGAAAACCGAUGCUCUACGGACAAAAUCGUCGACAUUGGUUUGAAACCCAAUAAUGAGCCAGAGGGGAAAAACCCUCCACCAGGUAGACACAACUUGCGGAAGCUAGUCGACGAUAACUUCCGCAUGGAUCUGGCGAACGAAAACCUCCAUGAGUCCAAGUUGCUGUGUGAGGAUGAUUGGGAUGUCGCUCAAGGCAGCAUCGAGCGGAUCAUGGCCAUUCUUUACUUGUAUUUGCUCCCGCCAAACCCUCCCAAUCCUCCUCCUUCUUCUUCUUCUUCUUCUGAGACUGCUAUUCUUUGUGACAAGUGUAAAACCGAGGCCAAAACCACUUCUACUUCGGAUCAGUCCAUUGCCACUUAGUUAGAUUUGGAUAUGCCCAAGCUAUCACAGCCUGGCAGGAAGAUCCCCACUGGAUGAAAAAGUGUCCCACUAUUACCGUCUGAUGCUGUCUCGCCCCGAAUCAAGGGGUUCUUUGUCAGUAGUGGGCAGCUCCCUGGCUCUCAGGUCAACCAUUCCGCGCCAACCGUGGCCAUCUUGCUCUCCCCGUCUCGCCUGUGCCCCCCCCCUCCCCUUCUGGCUGCUUGAUGCCCGGAGGGAUGCGUGGUCAAAUCCUGGGACGCAGGUCAAGCGUCUGGCUGAUACGUGAUGUCUUCGGCGGUUUACCGCGCCCCCUCCCCUCCAUCUCCCUCAGCCUAUCAAGGCUGUGCCCCAUUUCUGGGCUUGCUCACUUUUUUGCGUCCAGCUGUCGUGUUGCCUUUGUUUCGCGCCUCUUUUGUCGGCGCAUUGUUUCCCCCUUCUUUUCUUCUUCGCUUAUUCCCAUGUUUUUAUUUCCCUUUACUCUUCUGAAUGUAUCCCACCAG